UGUUUGCUUCAAUGUUUAUUUCAACUAAUAAUUUCCGGAAAACAAACGACUAAACAACACUCUCACAAUAUUUAUUUAAUUCCCCCUUCCUUUUCAGAACCUCUAUCUCGACAAGAAUUGAAUUUUCUACUUUCUGAUAUCGACCUUUUACGACUUUCUCAUUAUUCUCGAAAUAUGACUGAUUUUAAUUUAAUUUCUGAUUUAUUACCAAUUAUUGCUAAUAUUUAUUUUAAUGGACGUUUAAAUGGACAACAACAACAAAUAGCAAAUUCAUUUUCCCUCGAUUUAGGCCAGGCAGCAAUUUUACUUGGAGUUGGAUUACAACGGAAAAGUGUGGAUACAGUUGCAAAAGAAUUAGAAUUACCUAUAGAACAAGGAUAUGCCCUUUUAAACAAAUCUAUUAGAAGAUUAUCUAAUCAUUUUGACACAAUAUGUCGUGAUUCGAUUGAACUAGAUUCAAUUAUGGAGGAACAAUCAGAAUCAAAAAAUAACAGCAAGAGAAUAAGAGUUUCUCAUUUUGAUGUUGAAGAAUAA
Meloidogyne enterolobii is the source of this 534-nucleotide messenger RNA. The record is from the annotation of a GenBank genome assembly. Lineage: Eukaryota; Metazoa; Nematoda; Chromadorea; Rhabditida; Meloidogynidae.